This is a messenger RNA of Balaenoptera acutorostrata (minke whale), 2424 nucleotides long. RefSeq names its product phospholipid phosphatase related 1 (gene PLPPR1). Gene Ontology annotation, molecular function: phosphatidate phosphatase activity. The record is from RefSeq and is a predicted model, not a curated record. Gene Ontology annotation, biological process: phospholipid dephosphorylation; phospholipid metabolic process; signal transduction. The transcript is spliced from 8 exons. Lineage: Eukaryota; Metazoa; Chordata; Mammalia; Artiodactyla; Balaenopteridae. Bases 379 to 1356 code for a protein of 325 amino acids.
CCUGGACCCUGUGCUAGCUGCAGCUCAAGGAGGAGGCGGAGGAGGAGGCAAGAGCGCGGGAUGGGCGCUGAGGGGGAUCCGUGAUCCCGCGCUUCCCCGCCCCACGCGCGCGCGCGCACACACACGCACACUCUCUCACACACACACGCACACACACACUCGCACAAACACACGCGUACACGCCCGCGCCGCGCGCUCGCCGGUUGGAUCUCCCACGCAGGCGGAAUGCAGCAGAGCCCGGGGAGCGGGUCUCCGACCGCUGCUUGAAUGCACCUCGCUGCCGGGAGCCGGACGGCCCAGUAGGGCGCACGGGAGGAGGCUCCGCCGAGAGAGCCUGGACGGUUUAAGACGGUGCAGCCUUGCUACAUGUUGUAAGAAAUGGCUGUAGGAAACAACACUCAACGAAGUUAUUCCAUCAUCCCGUGUUUUAUAUUUGUUGAGCUUGUCAUCAUGGCUGGGACAGUGCUGCUUGCCUACUACUUCGAAUGCACUGACACUUUUCAGGUGCAUAUCCAAGGAUUCUUCUGUCAGGACGGAGACUUAAUGAAGCCUUACCCGGGGACAGAGGAAGAAAGCUUCAUCACCCCUCUGGUGCUCUAUUGUGUGCUGGCUGCCAGCCCAACUGCUAUCAUUUUUAUUGGUGAGAUAUCCAUGUAUUUCAUAAAGUCAACCAGAGAAUCUCUGAUUGCCCAGGAGAAAACAAUUCUGACCGGAGAAUGCUGUUACCUGAACCCUUUACUCCGAAGGAUCAUAAGAUUCAUAGGGGUAUUUGCUUUUGGGCUUUUCGCUACUGACAUUUUUGUAAACGCCGGACAAGUGGUCACGGGGCACCUGACGCCGUACUUCCUGACGGUGUGCAAGCCCAACUACACCAGCGCAGACUGCCCGGCACACCAACAGUUCAUCAACAACGGGAACGUCUGUACUGGGGACCUGGAAGUGAUAGAGAAGGCUAGGAGGUCCUUUCCCUCCAAACAUGCUGCUCUGAGCAUUUACUCCGCCUUAUACGCCACGAUGUACAUCACAAGCACAAUCAAGACGAAAAGCAGUCGACUGGCCAAGCCAGUGCUGUGCCUCGGGACCCUCUGCACAGCCUUCCUGAUGGGCCUCAACCGGGUCUCUGAGUAUCGGAACCACUGCUCCGAUGUGAUCGCGGGCUUCAUCCUGGGCACUGCUGUAGCCCUGUUUCUGGGAAUGUGUGUGGUCCAUAACUUUAAAGGAACACAAGGAUCUCCUUCCAAACCCAAACCCGAGGACCCCCGUGGAGUACCCCUAAUGGCUUUCCCAAGGAUAGAAAGCCCUCUGGAAACCUUAAGUGCACAGAAUCACUCUGCCUCUAUGACCGAAGUUACCUGAAACGGCUGACGUGUCACAAGCUGUUUUUUUUUUUUAAAUCACCCUCCAAUUCAAUACUUCAAGGCACACAGUUACUUGAUGUCAAACUGUGAAGACAAGUAUUAUGUUUAUCUAGUUAGAGGCUAAUGUUUUGUACAUUUUUUGUAUGAGGAAGUGAUGUAGCUUGCCCUGAUUUUUUUUUUUUUUUAGUCAGCUUUAAUAUAUUUAUGCCAGAAUUUUAAACAAAAUUUUCUUCUUGUUCAGGUGUGCAUUGAAGAACCACAUUUAUUCAAUGGUUGAUGUUGUUUUGUGAUAUUUGUACACAAACCUUCUUUUCUCAGUUUUAUAGACACUGAAAUGAAAUGAUUCACUUUAAUCUUUUAUUAUCACAGUUGCUGCCUCCUCCAGAAUUUUUGAAUUUAAAAAAAAAAAAAACUUCUUAGUUGCAGGGAAGACACUCUUGGUUUAUGGUAAAUCGCAAAGUCAAUUGUGUAGAAAGAAGUAUUACUUUGAAAAAGAACUUUUUCUGAUUUCUUAACAUGUGAUUGCAUUCUAAGUUUAAGUAACAUAUUAAUAAAAUCAGCUAAGUUACAUAAACAAUGGCAGGAAAUCCUGGAUUUGAGGAAUGUUGGGUAUGAUUCUUAGGUAAUGGCCUCUCCUGGUUAAGAAAUUCAAGAUCUUUCUGCAAUUAUGUCUUUGGGCUGGCAGGUGACACUGCAGCCUUCUUUCCCCAAAAAACUGCCAGUACCAGCCUCCCGUCAACUCAGUUUUGUAGAUCAUAUUGUAUGGACUUUAUAUGAAAAUGAAUAUUUUACAGUUUGCACAGUAUUAUUUUGCAGAAAGAGUAUCAGAGCAUCUACAACCUAGAGCCCCAGAGCAACAGCUUGACUUUGUGGCUUUUAAUUGUUCCAGAAUUUUAACUGCAUCACAUUUUUCUAGCAUGGUAAUAACUAAUGUGUAACUUCCUUGCGAGCAGGAGCUCCCUUGUCUGUAUCUCUCAGAAUGUUUUCUCAACACUUCCAUGUUGGUUCUUCUUAGCUUUUUUUGUACAUAUUUUUUUUCUAAAGAAAAAAGUUAUCACAAAACGUA